AUGUCUAUUCCAACUACUCAAAAGGGUGUUAUCUUCUACGAAAACGGUGGUCAAUUGUACUACAAGGACAUCCCAGUCCCAAAGCCAAAGUCUAACGAACUUUUGAUCAACGUUAAGUACUCCGGUGUCUGCCACACCGAUUUGCACGCCUGGAAGGGUGACUGGCCAUUGGACACCAAGUUGCCAUUGGUCGGUGGUCACGAAGGUGCCGGUGUCGUCGUCGCCAUGGGUGACAACGUCAAGGGCUGGAAGAUCGGUGACCUUGCCGGUAUCAAAUGGUUGAACGGUUCUUGUAUGAACUGUGAAGAAUGUGAAUUGUCCAACGAAUCCAACUGUCCAGACGCUGACUUGUCCGGUUACACCCACGACGGUUCUUUCCAACAAUACGCUACCGCUGACGCUGUCCAAGCCGCUCACAUCCCAGCUGGUACCGACUUGGCUCAAGUCGCCCCAAUCUUGUGUGCCGGUGUUACCGUCUACAAGGCUUUGAAGACCGCUGCAAUGAAGGCUGGUGACUGGGUCGCCAUCUCCGGUGCUGCUGGUGGUCUAGGUUCCUUGGCCGUCCAAUACGCCAAGGCCAUGGGUUUCAGAGUCCUAGGUAUCGAUGGUGGUGAAGGUAAGGAAGAAUUGUUCAAGAGCUUGGGUGGUGAAGUCUUCAUUGAUUUCACCAAGUCUAAGGACAUUGUCGGUGAAGUCAUCAAGGCUACCAACGGUGGUGCUCACGGUGUCAUCAACGUCUCCGUCUCCGAAAAGGCCAUCGAAUCCUCCAUCGAAUACUGUAGAUCCAACGGUACCGUCGUUCUAGUCGGUUUGCCAAAGGACGCCAAGUGUAAGUCCGAUGUCUUCAACCAAGUCGUUAAGUCCAUCCACAUCGUUGGUUCUUACGUCGGUAACAGAGCUGACACCAGAGAAGCUCUUGACUUCUUCUGCAGAGGUCUAGUCCACGCCCCAAUCAAGGUUGUCGGUUUGUCCACCUUGCCAGAAAUUUACGAAAAGAUGGAACAAGGUAAGAUUCUAGGUAGAUACGUUGUUGACACUUCCAAAUAA
This is a messenger RNA of Kluyveromyces marxianus DMKU3-1042, 1047 nucleotides long. RefSeq names its product zinc-dependent alcohol dehydrogenase (gene ADH2). NCBI's taxonomy places the organism in Eukaryota, Fungi, Ascomycota, Saccharomycetes, Saccharomycetales, Saccharomycetaceae. Gene Ontology annotation, molecular function: zinc ion binding; oxidoreductase activity. The record is from RefSeq and is a predicted model, not a curated record. The transcript has a single exon. The coding region runs from base 1 to 1047 and encodes 348 amino acids.